ACGAAGUGCUACUGCACUGCUCGACAACACCGGCCUCAAUGGCUUCCCCCAUAGAAGACGAUGUCUUCGAAAGGCUGUGCCAGAAGCCCGACCCUGCCGAGGAACAAAAGCGCGAGCGAGAGUUCAACGACAGGCUUCACGCGCAGUAUCAGAAAUCCCAGUCGAGGCUGUUCGAGAUUAUCGACGACAACACCACUCGACCAACUACCAUCUCAGAGAUCCGCGUCUUGCAUGCUUCACACACCCGGCGAGAUUUUCUGGAGCGCAUCUUCAACCCGCUACUAAGUGCCAAUCGCGACGGCCCAUACACCCUAGCCGAAGCUCUAGCAGAUGUGUCAAACGCGACCAACAAGCUCCAACGUUUUGACAUCUUCAAGAACCCGAUCUCCAUUUACCUGGACAAGCCAGAUCCCGCAGACCCGUCCACGACCCCUACCGACAUUGCUAUAUACAUCUCUGCCCAGGAAAGGGGGCUGUAUACCGUCAAGACCGGCACAGAAGUGGGUCAUUCUGAGGGCAAUGCCUUUGUCAACGCUCAACUACGGAAUCUGUUCGGCGGAGCAGAGUCUCUGAAUGCACAUGCCUCGCUCGGGACGCGGACACGAUCUGCCUACUCUGUCGGCUUCGAUACUCCCAUUAACAGCAAUCCCGAUCUUCGAUUCCAGCUAAACGGUAUUGCGAGCUCAACAUUAAAGAGCUGGGCCAGCCACGAAGAGGUCGUAAAGGGGGGCGACACGAAGCUACGCUGGUUGACACCAGGCGGUCACCAGCAUGAAGUCGGGUACUCUGGUAUUUGGCGCCAGAUCACCGGGCUAGCCUCGAACGCCUCUCCCACUGUCCGCAACGACGCCGGCGACUCUUUCAAAUCCAGCAUCUCCCACACUUGGACCAAAGACGAGCGCGAUUACCCUCUCCUCCCCAGCCGUGGCUACCUCCUGAAAACCGUGUCCGAGCUCGCCGGCUUCGGGCCAUUGAAAGGUGACGUUGCAUUCGGCAAGCUUCAAGCCGAAACUCAAGCUGCCCUUCCCCUAGGCAGCGGCAUCACCUUCACAGCCGGCCUCCGUGGCGGCCUGCUCUAUCCUCUCGCGCUCGGCGGCAGCUCAAACUCCGCUCCGCUCCCCUCUCGCCUCAAUGACCGUAUCCAACUCGGUGGGCCCACCGAUGUCCGUGGCUUCCGCAUCGGUGGUCUAGGUCCCCGCGAUGGCCCUGACGCUGUCGGUGGAGAUGUCUACGCUGCUGGUGGCGCCAGUCUACUCUUCCCCCUACCCCGUCUGGGCGCUGAGACACCGCUACGUAUACAGGCCUUCAUCAAUGGCGGACGGCUGCUCGCCCUGAAAGGGAAAGGCAAGGACGGCAAUGAAUCAACUCUAAACAGCAUGCAGCGCACACUCGGGGCGCUGAAGGAUGGCCUACCGAGCUGUGCGGCUGGAUUGGGCCUAGUGUACGCGCAUCCAGUGGCUAGGUUCGAGGUUAGUUUCUCGCUGCCGUUGGUGCAGCGGAGAGGAGAGGCCGGGCGCAAGGGGGUAGCGUUCGGUGUGGGGAUAGAGUUCUUGUAGAUAGAUAGAUGUAGGCUUUUGUGUCUGUAGAAAUACCAACCUGUACUCGCUUUUUUGUCAGGCCUUUGUUGGAAGAUAUGCGAGCGGUUGAAUGCACCUUUGAGGUGGUGAGUUUAGAGUUGAGGCAAGAUAUUUCCAUAUCCUAUGGAUAUAGACAGAGCUUACCACUCUCACUCUGAGCGUCAGCGAACUCCUACCGGCAGAAAUCAAAUCAAACAGCCCCUCAAAACGCC
Molecule: messenger RNA, 1789 nt
Organism: Mytilinidion resinicola
Lineage: Eukaryota; Fungi; Ascomycota; Dothideomycetes; Mytilinidiales; Mytilinidiaceae
Exons: 4
Coding region: 39-1556 (505 amino acids)
Biological process (GO): protein insertion into mitochondrial outer membrane
Cellular component (GO): outer membrane; SAM complex
Source: RefSeq, a predicted model, not a curated record